Messenger RNA from Prunus persica (peach), 1313 nucleotides. RefSeq names its product bidirectional sugar transporter N3. The transcript is spliced from 6 exons. The record is from RefSeq and is a predicted model, not a curated record. Gene Ontology annotation, cellular component: membrane. Gene Ontology annotation, molecular function: sugar transmembrane transporter activity. The coding region runs from base 128 to 1027 and encodes 299 amino acids. Lineage: Eukaryota; Viridiplantae; Streptophyta; Magnoliopsida; Rosales; Rosaceae. Gene Ontology annotation, biological process: carbohydrate transport.
CAAAUACUUGCAAAUACACAGAGCAAGAGAAAUCAUACAGCUCUAUAGCUUCCUAGUUUAUUUCUCUUUCUUUGAGUUUCAAUAUCUCCAGAGAGAGAAAGAGAGGGGGAGAGGCUAGCUAGCUACCAUGACUUCAUCAAGUGCUCACAGUCCUUUGGUUAUUGCCUUUGGCAUUCUAGGUAACGUUGUCUCGUUCGUGGUUUUUCUAGCUCCAGCGCCGACGUUUUGGAGGAUAUUUAAGAAGAAAUCAACAGAAGGGUUUCAAUCAGUUCCAUAUGUGUUUGCACUAUUCAGUGCAAUGAUUUGGAUAUACUAUGCAUUUCUCAAGUCUGAUGAGUUCCUUCUCAUCACCAUCAAUGCCUUUGGUUGUAUCAUUGAGACCAUUUACAUCUCAAUGUACAUUACUUAUGCACCUAAGCAAGCUAGGGUGUUUGCUUUGAGGCUGCUUCUUCUGGUGAAUUUUGGUGGGUUUUGCUUGAUUCUUCUUCUGUCUCACUUCUUGGCACAAGGGCCCACCCGCGUUGAAGUUCUUGGAUGGGUUUGUGUAGCUUUCUCUGUCAGUGUCUUUGCAGCACCUCUAAGCAUCAUGAGGGUGGUUAUCCGAACCAAGAGCGUCGAGUUCAUGCCUUUUUCUUUAUCCUUCUUCCUCACCCUCAGUGCUGUUAUGUGGCUCUUCUAUGGUUUGCUCCUCAAGGAUCUCUACGUUGCGUGCCCAAACAUACUUGGAUUCACCUUCGGUGUGGCUCAGAUGAUACUCUACGCAAUCUACAGGAACAAGAAGACAGUUCUUGUGGAGGACCAGAAGCUCCCAGAGCACAAGGGUGAUGUUGUGAAGCAGAUCCAAAUUUUGAGUACAACUCCUGAGGUGGAGAUACAAGUACAAGCAGUAGCUGUAAGCUCCCAUGUCAAUACUGAGAAUGAAAAUUGUGAGCAAACAAAGGAUCAAUAUGUGCAUCCUCAAACAUGUAACACUGAGAAAAUCCUCGGACCCUCUAUGCCAAGCCAAAUGGUUACAUGCGAAGUUUGAACUCUUUUCCGCUACGUGACUUCUCCUGCGCUUGUGUACUUGAGCUCUCUAAUAUCGUACAUGUUAUGUAACAUAUUGGAUGGUGUACAUAUGUACCCUUUCGUUUUUCCAGAUGUUUAAAUUCCUUAAAUUAUGUAAGCCGCAUGAGGCUGGUUCAUAGACUAUAUAGCCUCUUGCCCUGGUACGUAUAUAAUUACUGACACCUCGGAGGGCAUAAUGGUCUUGAACAGUACUUAAUUAUGUAUGUAUCUUUCUUUUAAUGAAAUAAAAUUUGGUGUUUGUGAAA